This is a messenger RNA of Lachancea mirantina, 852 nucleotides long. The record is from the annotation of a GenBank genome assembly. NCBI's taxonomy places the organism in Eukaryota, Fungi, Ascomycota, Saccharomycetes, Saccharomycetales, Saccharomycetaceae.
AUGAAAGCUGGCAUGUCUUUAGAUGAUCCCUCGAGCAAACGCCAGGCGUAUCGGGCCAAGAAACAAGAAGAUCGACAAGAAAUGAAGCACGUCAAGAUAGAUACACAAAAUACCGCGAAUAAAGUGGAUUUGCCCCGGAAAAGGUUUUACAGACAACGUGCGCAUUCUAAUCCGUUUUCUGAUCAUCAAUUGGAGUAUCCAUUGAGCCCAGGUGACAUGGAAUGGAAGUUAUUGUAUCCUGCAUUUUAUGACGAAUCAACGGGCCUAAUGACCAAACAAGUGACCAUUGCAGACAUUGGAUGUGGAUUUGGCGGACUUCUCGUGGAUUUAUCGCCUCAGUUCCCUGACAAAUUGAUUUUGGGUAUGGAAAUCCGGGUUCAAGUGACCAACUACGUCGAAGACAGAAUCAUUGCAUUACGAGCUAAUAACGCCGAAACUAGUGCAUACCAGAAUAUAAGCGUGCUAAGAGGCAAUGCCAUGAAGUUUCUACCCAAUUUUUUUCAUAAAGCGCAAUUGGAAAAGAUGUUCUUCUGUUUCCCAGAUCCACACUUUAAGCAAAGAAAGCAUAAGGCAAGAAUCAUAACCAACACCCUUUUAAGCGAAUAUGCGUACGUCUUGAAAGAAGGUGGUGUUGUUUACACGAUAACGGACGUUGAAGAUCUCCACAAUUGGAUGAAAAAACAUCUAGAAGAACAUCCACUUUUCGAAAGACUCUCUUCACAGUGGGAAGAACAAGACGCUUGCGUUCAAAUUAUGCGAAAUGCAACAGAAGAGGGUAAGAAAGUUGCUAGAAAGCAAGGUGACAAAUUUAUAGCUUGUUUCAAAAGGCUACCGACACCUACCAUUAUAUAG